CCCUCCAUCUUGAAAAUAAAGUAAAUGUAACCUGAAAGCCGUGGCCAUAACCGCCUAAAAAUCUGUAAUCAUCUUAAAAAGGUAUUAUUUAAUAGUGUAAGGAAGUGAUAAGUGUAAAUCUCCAGUUGUAAAAAUGUCUAUUGGUGUGCCAAUUAAAGUUUUACACGAAGCCGAAGGACAUAUCGUAACUUGUGAAACGAUUACCGGCGAAGUAUACAGAGGAAAACUCAUUGAAGCUGAAGAUAACAUGAAUUGCCAAAUGGCUCAGAUAACAGUGACUUACAGAGACGGAAGAGUUGCUCAGUUAGAAAAUGUAUACAUUCGUGGUUCAAAGAUUCGAUUUCUUAUAUUGCCAGAUAUGUUAAAAAAUGCCCCAAUGUUUAAGAAGCAAACAAAAGCCGGUACUGCAGGUAGAGGAAAAUCGGCGAUUCUAAGGGCCCAAGCUGCAAGAGGAAGAGGUCGAGGGGUAAAUCCAGCUAUGAGAGGUAGGGGUACUUGGCAAGGCCCCGGUCAAGGAAUUCCAGGCAGAGGAGGAAGAUAAUUUUAGUAUGAAUGGAAGUGCGUUUUUAGAUUUAUUACUUAUCAUAUGAUAAGACAACACAAAAACUAAUAUCUGAAACGACUGUUUAAGUGAGAAAAAUGUUUGAU
This is a messenger RNA of Agrilus planipennis (emerald ash borer), 648 nucleotides long. It is a transcript of the gene SmD3, whose product is annotated as small nuclear ribonucleoprotein Sm D3. Gene Ontology annotation, biological process: RNA processing; spliceosomal snRNP assembly. Gene Ontology annotation, molecular function: RNA binding. Gene Ontology annotation, cellular component: U12-type spliceosomal complex; U5 snRNP; U1 snRNP. Bases 134 to 541 code for a protein of 135 amino acids. The transcript is spliced from 2 exons. NCBI's taxonomy places the organism in Eukaryota, Metazoa, Arthropoda, Insecta, Coleoptera, Buprestidae. The record is from RefSeq and is a predicted model, not a curated record.